Molecule: messenger RNA, 3282 nt
Organism: Penicillium riverlandense
Lineage: Eukaryota; Fungi; Ascomycota; Eurotiomycetes; Eurotiales; Aspergillaceae
Product: exportin CRM1
Exons: 10
Coding region: 1-3282 (1093 amino acids)
Biological process (GO): ribosomal small subunit export from nucleus; protein export from nucleus; ribosomal large subunit export from nucleus
Cellular component (GO): nucleus; cytoplasm
Molecular function (GO): nuclear export signal receptor activity; small GTPase binding
Source: RefSeq, a predicted model, not a curated record
AUGUCUGUUUCGAUCCAAGAGCUGGACAACACGGUCCGAGCCUUCUAUGAGGGCAAGGGAGAUGUCCAAAAACAAGCCCAGCAGACUCUGACUGAGUUCAAACAAAACCCCGAUGCCUGGGUCACCGUGGGGAACAUUCUCGAGGAGGCGACGUAUCCUCAGACGAAAUGUGUGUUGUUGACGUCCCGACGCAACCACCCCGGUGGAGAAAGAGAUUUGCUAACGCCAUUAGACCUCGCCCUCCAAGUCCUCGACGAUGUGAUUAUGACCCGAUGGAAGGUCCUGCCCCGAGAUCAAUGCCAAGGGAUCCGCAAUUUCAUCGUCAAUUUCAUCAUCGAAAACUCCAACUCGGAAGAGAAGCUGCGCACCGAACGCGCCUUUCUGAACAAGCUUAACCUGGUCCUCGUUUCCAUUCUGAAGCAAGAAUGGCCCCACAACUGGCCGACGUUCAUCAACGAGAUCAUUUCUUCCUGCCAUGCCAGCCUCUCCAUCUGCGAAAACAACAUGGCCAUCCUACGGUUGCUGUCCGAGGAAGUGUUUGACUUCUCGCAGGACCAGAUGACGUCCGCCAAGGCAAGGAAUUUGAAGACAUCCAUGACCCAGGAAUUUGCGUCCAUCUUCCAACUGUGUUCCGAGGUCCUCAACACGGCCAACCAACCGUCCCUGGUCAAGGCCACCCUGGAAACCCUCUUGCGCUUUUUGAACUGGAUUCCGCUGGGUUACAUUUUCGAGACCCCCAUCAUCAACACCCUCUUGACACGGUUCUUGGACGUUCCCGACUUCCGAAAUGUCACGCUCAAGUGCCUGACGGAAAUUGGUGGUUUGCAAAUCGGGCCGCCCUACAACUACGACGAACGAUUGGUGCACAUGUUCACGGAAACCCUGACCACCGUGUCCAAUGUCAUUCCACUGUCCAUGGACCUGAAGCAAACCUAUUCGAGGAGCAAUUCGAGGGAUCAAGAGUUUGUGUCGAACCUGGCGCUUUUCCUGUCGAGCUUUUUCAGCGCCCACUUGGAUCUCAUUGAGAGAUUGCCGAAUCAGGAUUACCUGACACACGCGCAUUUGUACCUCAUCCGCAUUAGCCAGAUCGAUGAUCGAGAGGUUUUCAAGAUCUGUCUCGAUUACUGGACGCGACUUGUCCAAGAGCUCUACGAAGAGAUGCAGCAACUUCCCAUCACCGACCUCAACCCCUUGGUGACCAUGGGCGUCAGCGGUCUUUCCAAUGGCGGCGCACCCCAUCCCAGCACCCUGGCGAACUAUCCCCUUCGCAAGCACAAGUACGAAUCUGUGCUAUCAAACUUGCGCACGGUCAUGAUUGAAAAAAUGGUUCGCCCUGAGGAAGUUCUGAUUGUCGAGAACGACGAGGGUGAGAUUGUGCGUGAAUUCGUCAAGGAGAGUGACACGAUCCAGCUCUACAAGACGAUCCGCGAGUGCUUGGUCUAUCUCACUCAUCUGGACGUGGUGGAUACCGAGAAUAUCAUGAUCGACAAAUUGGCGAAGCAAGUUGAUGGCAGCGAAUGGUCAUGGGCGAACUGUAACACGCUUUGCUGGGCGAUUGGCUCAAUCUCCGGUGCCAUGAAUGAAGAAACCGAGAAACGAUUCCUGGUGACCGUGAUUAAGGACCUCCUUGGUCUGACCGAACAGAAGCGCGGCAAGGACAACAAGGCCGUCGUGGCAAGCAACAUCAUGUACAUCGUGGGUCAGUAUCCACGGUUUUUGAAAGCCCACUGGAAGUUCUUGAAGACUGUCGUCAACAAGCUCUUCGAAUUCAUGCACGAAACACACGAAGGUGUUCAGGACAUGGCGUGCGAUACUUUCAUCAAGAUCGCCAACAAAUGCCGACGCCACUUCGUGGCGCUCCAGCCUGGUGAAAAUGAAGCCUUCAUUGAGGAAAUUGUUCGCAACAUGAGAAAGAUCACCUGCGAUCUUUCCCCCCAGCAGAUCCAUACCUUCUACGAGGCCUGCGGCUACAUGAUCUCUGCCCAGGGCCAAAAGGGUCUCCAAGAUCGUCUGAUCGAAAAUUUGAUGGCGCUGCCCAAUUCGGCAUGGGAUGCUAUCAUCGCCCAAGCGAAGCAGGACUCGACGAUUCUCCAGGAUGGGGACACGAUCAAGAUCAUUGGUAACAUCAUGAAGACCAACGUCGCCGCUUGUUCUUCCAUUGGCACCUACUUCUACUCGCAGAUUGGCCGCAUUUAUCACGACAUGUUGAACAUGUAUCGUGCCGCCAGCCAACUCAUCAACGAUGCUGUUGCGCAUGAUGGCAGCAUUGCGCCGAAAACCCCUAAGGUUCGCGGGCUUCGAACCAUCAAAAAGGAGAUCUUGAAACUCAUCGACACCUAUGUCGAGAAGUCGGACGAUCUCGAAAUGGUCAAUAACAACAUGGUUCCACCGCUUCUUGAAGCCGUCCUUGUGGACUACAACCAAAACGUCCCGGACGCUCGCGAGGCAGAGGUGUUGAAUGCCAUGACCACGAUCAUCCACAAGCUUCACAAUCUCAUGGAGGACAAGGUCCCAGCCAUCAUGGAAAGCAUCUUUGACUGCACGUUGCAGAUGAUCAACAAAGAUUUCCAUGAAUACCCUGAACAUCGUGUCCAGUUCUUCAAGCUGCUUCAGGCCAUUAAUCUGUACUGCUUCCCAGCGCUCUUGAAGCUUGAUGCCACACAGUUCAAAUUUGUGAUCGAUUCUUGCAUGUGGGCCAGUAAACAUGACAACCGCGAAGUGGAGAAUACUGGUCUUACCAUGUGUCUGGAGCUGAUGAACAACAUGGCGGAGACUGAUAUGCAGACCUCGGGCAUCUUCUUCCGACAAUUCUACAUUCCGAUCCUCCAGGAUGUCUUCUUUGUCGUUACCGAUAGCGACCACAAGGCUGGAUUUAAACCCCAGGCCAUGCUCUUGUCACGCAUGUUCUACUUUGUUGAAUCUGGCAAGAUCCAGGAACCGAUCUACAGCCCUGACCAAGCUCCUGCUGGAACCUCAAACAAAGAUUUCUUGCAGGAGUAUGUUGCAAAUCUGUUGCAGAAUGCGUUCAAGAACCUCCAAGACGUACAAAUCAAGCAAUUUGUGGUCGGGCUGUUUACAUUUACCGAUGACCUAAACAAAUUCAAGACCCACCUGCGUGACUUUUUGAUCUCUCUGAAAGAGUUCUCGGGUGACAAUGCCGAGCUCUACGCUGAAGAGCGCGAGCAGGCUGUGCGUGAUGCUCAAGCAGCUGAACGGGACCGAGCAAUGAAGGUUGGGGGCUUGCUUAAGCCUUCGGAGAUGGACCAGGAGGAUGAACUAUGA